ACCGAUGAUGGGGGAUGUUUUCCAGCCCAGAGUUCUGCUGCACCGAUUAGAUGUUGCUCAGAAGCGGAUUGUUAAAGAAGCUUCUUUAGACCAAAGACCUCGUGCUGACCUGCAUCAGCCAAGUCCCCCACACUUAAAGAAGGAAGAGAAGGGAGUCUACAUCAGUCUGCGAGGAGAGGAGCUCAAUGGGAAGGAGGUGAUUAAUACUAUCAGGUUUCCAGUUGCUGCUCCCAUAAAGACUCUGGAUGAUGAAGAGUCCCUGCUACUCUCACAACUUUAUCCAGACCAAAUUAAAGGUAGAGAGCUUCCAGAGGAGAAUGAUGGAGAAGAAUCCAUCAGGAUACAAGAUAAUGGAGAUGAUUCAAUUUCUUCAGAGCCUGAAGACACUGAGAAGGAUGAAGAGGACAGUGAUGAAGAGCACCCUCUCUCUGGGCUGACAAAGUUGUCAGAAACUGGAUAUAAGAAAUGUUCUUCAGACAAGAAAAAUGUGGACUCACAGAGAAAAGUCCAGACAAGAAUGAAGCUUAGCUGCGAAGACUGUGGUAAAACAUUUUUUGGAAAAUGCGCUUUAAACAUACACAAAGUAAUCCACACAGGACAGAAGCCUUUCUGUUGUGAUCUAUGUGGAAAAAGUUUUAGCCAAAAAGGGUAUUUAAAAAUACACUCGAGAAUCCAUGCAGGAGAGAAGCCUUUUGGUUGUGAUCUGUGUGGAAAAGGUUUUGGCCAAAGAUCUAAUUUAAAACGACACAUGACAGUCCAUACAGGACAGAAGCCUUUUUGUUGUGAUCAAUGUGAACAAAGAUUUAGCCGAAAACAAAAUUUAAACAUACACAUGAGAAUGCAUACAGGACAGAAGCCUUUCUGUUGUGAUCUAUGUGGAAAACGUUUUAGCCGAAAAGCAAGUUUAAAAAUACACAACAGAAUCCACACAGGACAGAAGCCUUUCUGUUGUGAUCUGUGUGGAAAGAGUUUUAGCCAAAAAGCAUAUUUAAAGAUGCACACAAGAAUCCACACAGGACAGAAGCCUUUCUGUUGUGAUCUAUGUGGAAAAAGUUUUAGCCAAAAAGGGUAUUUAAAAAUACACUCGAGAAUCCAUGCAGGAGAGAAGCCUUUUGGUUGUGAUCUAUGUGGAAAACGUUUUAGCCAAAAAGGGUCUUUAAAAAUACACACAAGAAUCCAUAAAGGAGAGAAGCCUUUCUGUUGUGAUCAUUGUGGACAAAGAUUUAGCCAAAAAGAAACUUUGAACAUACACAUGAGAAUCCAUACAGGACAGAAGCCUUUCAGUUGUAAUCUAUGUGGGAAAAGUUUUAGCCAAAAAGCGUAUUUAAAAAUACACACACGAAUUCAUGCAGGACAGAAGCCUUUCAGUUGUGAUCUAUGUGAAAAAAGUUUUAGCGAAAAAGGAACUCUAAAUAAACAUAUAAGAAUCCACUCAGGACAGAAGCCUUUCAGUUGUGAUCAAUGUGGACAAAGAUUUAGCCGAAAACAAAAUUUAAACAUACACAUGAGAAUCCAUACAGGACAGAAGCCUUUCUCUUGUGAACUAUGUGAAAAAAGUUUUAGGCGAAAAGAAAGUUUAAAAAAACACACGACAAUCCACACAGGACAGAAGCCUUUCUGUUGUGAUCUAUGUGGAAAAAGUUUUAGCCAAAAAGCAAAUUUAAAAAUACACAUGAGAAUUCACACAGGACAGAAGCCUUUCUGUUGUGAUCUAUGUGGAAAAAGUUUUAGCCAAAAAGGGUAUUUAAAAAUACACACGAGAAUCCAUGCAGGAGAGAAGCCUUUUGGUUGUGAUCUAUGUGGAAAACGUUUUAGCCAAAAAUCAAUUUUAAAUGGACACAUGAGAAUCCAUAAAGGACAGAAGCCUUUCUGUUGUGAUCAUUGUGGACAACAAUUUAGCCAAAAAGAAACUUUAAACAUACACAUGAGAAUCCAUACAGGACAGAAGCCUUUCAGUUGUGAUCUAUGUAGAAAAAGUUUCAGCCAAACAUCACAUUUAAAUAGACAUAUGAGAAUCCAUACAGGAGAGAAGCCUUUCAGUUGUGAUCUAUGUGGAAAAAGCUUUAGCCAAAAAGCACAUUUAAAAACACACACGAGAAUCCAUACAGGACAGAAGCCUUAGAGUUGUGAUUUAUGUGGACAAAGAUUUCCCAAACAUCAAAUUUAAAUAGACACAUGAGAAUCCAUACAGGAGAGAAAAUGUCUCGGCGAUGAAAACCAACUCAAACACAGCUGUAGUUUGUUGAUAGAUGUUUGUGCGUUGUCAUCAAACGCACAAGGUUUUCAUUUGGUAGUUUCAGCAUUUCUGUUGUAGCUAAUCUUUAGAGUUGUUAAAACAUUUUAAGUUUUUUAUUUAUUUUGUUCAGACUGAGCUGUAGUACAUCUGUGUUGUCAGUCUAUGCACACUGCUGCAACCACUAAACUCAAGUUAAUGUAAACAAUAGCCACAGGAUGUGCCCGUACGUGUAAUUUCUGGUCGAUCUUUCACAACAGUGACCUCUAGCUUCCUAAGUUACCCAUUUGAGUCAUUUUUUUCCAGGAGAAAUAACAUUAUUAAAUCAAGUGACUUAGACAAAUUUAUUAUGAUUUUGUAUGCACAGGGUGUAUACUAAAACGAAAUUUUGUUGCAUACAACUUGUGACAGUGUCGUGAGAUUGCAGAUGGAAUAUAGAUAACAUUACAGUAUAAAGUGCAGCAGUGUUCAGAAUGUGACAAUGUAGGAGAAAUAACUAUUUAAUAUAAUGGUGCAAAAAGCAUUAAUAUGUCAGAGUUCAGUGUUGCGCAAAUAUGGUGCAAAAUGCAGUAAAAUUGUUGAGUUGUGUCCUAUUUAAAAGGAUCAUUAAAGUUCGACACGCAGCGCUGGGAUGAAAUGUACUUAGAGGGAAAAGCAGCCCCAAUUAUCCUUAUUGCUGUCCUCACCACUCUCCUCACGUUCUUCCAAUCAGAGGCGCUAUACUUUCCACACCAAACAGAGAGACAGCUGGGGCUCGUUCUUCGUGAGACAGGUAUACUUAAAAUCUUAUUAAAUUCCAGCAACGAAAGACCUUGCAAAAAAAACAAACAAUAUACAAACUAUUCUCAUGUCUAAAGAGAGAAAAUGUAAUACAACAUAUCUAAAGGUUAAAUGGGAAAAAGAAGCUAAAAUAACAAUAACUGAUGAUGUUUGGUUAAAUAUUUGUAAAUCUGUGAUCCACACGUCAAGUUCUGACCUAUGGAGGGAAUGGACCUUACCAGAGGGGCCGCUUUUCAUUGGCUGAUGCCCAUUCUACGUCAUAGAGUGGCUACAACGUUCGAAGAAGUCUCACAAACACAAGCUAAUGUAGUGCUAGACUACUGC
Molecule: messenger RNA, 3337 nt
Organism: Fundulus heteroclitus (mummichog)
Lineage: Eukaryota; Metazoa; Chordata; Actinopteri; Cyprinodontiformes; Fundulidae
Product: gastrula zinc finger protein XlCGF57.1-like
Exons: 2
Coding region: 5-2122 (705 amino acids)
Biological process (GO): regulation of transcription by RNA polymerase II
Cellular component (GO): chromosome
Molecular function (GO): chromatin insulator sequence binding
Source: RefSeq, a predicted model, not a curated record